Messenger RNA from Motacilla alba alba, 2542 nucleotides. RefSeq names its product ring finger protein 121 (gene RNF121). The transcript has 9 exons. Gene Ontology annotation, cellular component: endoplasmic reticulum membrane; Golgi membrane. Gene Ontology annotation, molecular function: ubiquitin protein ligase activity; metal ion binding. The coding region runs from base 300 to 1307 and encodes 335 amino acids. Lineage: Eukaryota; Metazoa; Chordata; Aves; Passeriformes; Motacillidae. The record is from RefSeq and is a predicted model, not a curated record.
CCGCUUCGGGCCCCGGCCCGGGCCGGCCGCGGUGCCUGACGGGACACACAGUCCGCAGGCAACGCCGCGCUACGGCCCCCGCGGGCGGAGCUCGGGAGCCACCUGCGCCCCUUUGGGAACAGCGCGAGGCGGCGGCGGAAAAGGGCGGGCGGGGGCAGGGCAGCGGCCCGGCAGCACUGACACUGCCGGCGCCGCGGUGCGAGGCGGCUGGUGCUGCCGCCGCCGCCGCCGGGGUCACACAGCCCACCGCGGGCCUAGAAAGGGCAGCCGGUCCCCGGCUGUGACAGCUCACCGCUUUUAUGCGCCCGAAGUGGCGUGUCCGGCAGCCGUUCCACUCCUCCCCUCUCCUGAUUGGUCGCCGGGGCAGCGCCGCGCCCAGCGAUUGGCUCAAGAUCGAUCUUUCACACUUGUCCCCAGAGGAGAGAUGGAGGGUGGAGCAUGUACGGAUGCAUGCCAAGCACCGUGGGCACGAGGCGAUGCAUGCCGAAAUGGUCCUCAUCCUCAUUGCCACACUUGUGGUGGCACAGCUCCUCCUGGUUCAGUGGAAGCAGCGGCAUCCUCGCUCCUACAAUAUGGUGACCCUCUUCCAGAUGUGGGUAGUGCCUCUGUAUUUCACUAUCAAGCUGAACUGGUGGCGGUUCCUGGUGAUCUGGGUGCUCUUCUCAGCUGUCACAGCUUUUGUCACCUUCCGGGCAACUCGAAAACCUCUGGUACAGACAACACCCAGACUGGUUUAUAAAUGGUUUCUACUAAUAUACAAGAUCAGCUAUGCUACUGGGAUUGUGGGGUACAUGGCUGUCAUGUUUACGCUUUUUGGACUUAACCUAUUAUUCAGAAUCAAACCUGAAGAUGCGAUGGACUUUGGCAUCUCCCUCCUCUUCUAUGGUCUUUACUAUGGAGUGCUGGAACGGGACUUUGCUGAGAUGUGUGCGGAUUACAUGGCCUCAACCAUCGGGUUCUACAGCGCCUCAGGGAUGCCCACCAAGCACCUCUCUGACAGCGUCUGUGCCGUCUGUGGCCAGCAGAUCUUCGUGGAUGUCAAUGAGGAAGGCAUCAUUGAGAACACCUACCGCCUCUCCUGCAACCACGUGUAUCCUUCUCUGCAGUUCCCCUUAACGUGCCACUCCCCAGGUUUCAUGAGUUCUGCAUCCGGGGCUGGUGCAUUGUCGGGAAGAAGCAGACGUGUCCAUACUGCAAAGAGAAGGUGGAUCUCAAGAGGAUGUUCAGUAAUCCCUGGGAGAGGCCACACGUCAUGUAUGGGCAGCUGCUGGACUGGCUGCGCUACUUGGUGGCCUGGCAACCGGUGAUCAUCGGACUGGUCCAGGGAAUCAACUACAUCCUCGGGCUGGAGUAAGGGCAGGCGGUGGGGAGCCGCAGAACCACAAGAGGACAUUGCCACCAGGGAUGCCGGCUUUGCUCCGUCACCUCUCAGGACCUUGGCCGUCACCAAGGACAGCAACAUCAGGGCCCCUCCUGCUGGGGCUAGGGGAGGAUUUUUUUAAAAAGCAAUUAUUUUAAUGAUCAUAUUUAAAACUUUCUAUUGCAGCCAAAAAGAGACGCUUGUCCCCUUUCCCUGUCCCUUUCCAGCCCUUUGCAGUGCCCUGCUGGGCUGAGCUUUGGGCUGGGGGCUGUUCUCCAGCUCCUUCCUGCCACUCUGUCAGGGGAGGCCGUGGCAAGAAGGGCCAAGGCUUUUUCGGCUCCCAACACCAGCACCCUGGAGCAGCCUUGCUGGCAGCGAGGAUGGGAUAUGGGGGCUGCAGAAGAGAGGCUGGAGCCCAGUGCCCUGAAAGAGGGGAUGGAAGGUCACCUGGCUACCCCCGGCUGCCAGGUCCGCUCUGGGCACCGUGGGUAUGCCAGCAGGAACCAGGCUGCUGUCCAGCAUGGUGAUGGUGGGCUCUGCCUUGGGGAGCCCUUUUAUAUGCUCUCAAACUUUCUGUGUUCCUCCCUGGACUCCAGCGGUGUCCCCUGACUGCUCGGGGAGGGGGGUCAGCCAAGGCAUGGAGUGGGGCCAGUGCUGUUCCUCUCUGUGCCCUUCUGGGUGGUGGUAAUGGUACGUCAAGAGCAGGUGCCCCUGCCCCAGGGCGCAGGUCCGCCCUCACUGCUUGUUGCUCUUGGCACUGGAAUAAAAGGGAUGGAGUGAAGGUUGGGCUGGUGCUGGUGUGUCCCUGCCCCAGCAUUACUCCAUGACAUCCUCCUGGCCUUGCUGGUAGGAGCCAUGCCAAAGUCCUGCUGGGGCAAGUGGCCUUGGGCUCAAUUUUUGGUAGUGGGUGGGGGCAAAGUCCUCAAUCCCAGGGCCAGCGGUGGUAUUUUGGCAUGUGGAGACUUGAGUCAUAUUCCCUGAGGGCACUGGGGUCUGGUGCAGGGCUACAAGGCAGCUCCUGGCUUGGGGGAUUUGGGAAGUGGCCACAGUGCUGACAUGGCUGUGUGGGCUGUGUUCCCCCUGGGGAAUCCCAGCACCGUGCUACAUCCUCUGAGUUUUCUUUUGAGUGAAACCACAUAGCAGUGUUGUGCCAAACACCAAAAUAAGAGCCCUGGAAAAGGA